Messenger RNA from Egretta garzetta (little egret), 687 nucleotides. RefSeq names its product membrane associated ring-CH-type finger 11 (gene MARCHF11). The coding region runs from base 1 to 687 and encodes 228 amino acids. The record is from RefSeq and is a predicted model, not a curated record. Gene Ontology annotation, biological process: protein ubiquitination. Lineage: Eukaryota; Metazoa; Chordata; Aves; Pelecaniformes; Ardeidae. The transcript is spliced from 4 exons. Gene Ontology annotation, molecular function: zinc ion binding; ubiquitin-protein transferase activity.
AUGAGCAAUGGAUCCGGUGAAUUGUUAAAUCCUUGCCGCUGUGAUGGGUCAGUACGAUACACGCAUCAGCUUUGCCUGUUAAAGUGGAUAAGUGAAAGAGGGUCAUGGACCUGUGAACUCUGCUGUUACAGAUACCAUGUUAUAGCAAUUAAAAUGAAGAAGCCUUGCCAGUGGCAAAGCAUUACUAUAACACUGGUUGAGAAAGUGCAGAUGGUUGCUGUAAUCCUAGGAUCUCUGUUCUUAGUAGCAAGUGUGACUUGGCUUCUAUGGUCAGCCUUCAGCCCUUAUGCAGUAUGGCAAAGAAAGGACAUCCUUUUUCAAAUCUGCUAUGGAAUGUAUGGUUUUAUGGAUCUAGUAUGCAUAGGACUGAUAGUACAUGAAGGUGCAUCAGUUUAUCGAGUGUUUAAGCGCUGGAGGGCUGUGAAUCUACACUGGGAUGUGUUAAAUUACGAUAAAGCCACAGACAUAGAAGAGAGCAAUCGAGGAGAACCCUCGGGAGGAAGGACAUUGUGGUUACCAUUGACUGCAUUUAGAAACAGAAGUUUAGUUCAUCCAACACAGUUAACCUCACCAAGAUUUCAGUGUGGCUAUGUAUUGUUACAUCUGUUCAACCGCAUGAGACCUCAGGAAGAUUCAUCAGAAGAUAACGGCUCUGGGGAAGUAGUGAUGAGAGUGACCUCAGUGUAA